Diachasmimorpha longicaudata is the source of this 3282-nucleotide messenger RNA. RefSeq lists its product as uncharacterized. Gene Ontology annotation, molecular function: serine-type endopeptidase activity. Bases 93 to 3194 code for a protein of 1033 amino acids. Gene Ontology annotation, biological process: proteolysis. The transcript is spliced from 21 exons. The record is from RefSeq and is a predicted model, not a curated record. Lineage: Eukaryota; Metazoa; Arthropoda; Insecta; Hymenoptera; Braconidae.
CUUUCAAAUGUAUAUAACAGGGAAUGAAAACACGAGUCGGUAGUUUUUUCCGACAAACUACAACGGCGGUAGUGAAUUAAUUAAAAAAAAUUAUGGGGCGCAAGGGGAUUCAGUUGGUGUUGGGGCUGGCAGUUUGCAUUGCUGUGGCUUAUGGUCAGCUUAAUGAAAAAAUUAUCAACGGUCAGAAUGCCUGGCCCGGACUCUUCCCGCACCAGGUCUCACUCCAACAGAGAAAAUCCCACUUCUGUGGAGGGAGCAUCAUCGACGCCACUCACAUACUGACGGCCGCGCAUUGUGUUGUCGACGACCUUAGUCAGGUUCUUCGACCUGAUGACAUUAAAGUGGUCACUGGUGUUGUAGAUCACCUGGCCCGCAGGCCCUCCAACACAUUCUCUGUUGCCGCGAUUAUUCCACAUGAAUCUUAUAACUCAAGAGCCCUCAACAAUGAUAUCGCCAUUUUGAAGUUAAAUCGCCCCAUCCCUUUCAACUCCCUCCAAAGGCCAAUUGGUUUACCGACCAGGGACACCCCAUCUGGCACAAGAGUUACAGCCAGUGGUUGGGGAGCGACCUGGACGAAUUCAGCGGGUUUACCCGGUCCCUGUCCACGAUUUUUGCAACAACUUCCAAUGAUCGCUCUCAACUUGGACGAAUGCAAAAACCUUAAUGACGGACGAAUUUAUCCCGGUCAAAUAUGUGCUGUCCGCCCAGCAGAAACAGGAAUAUGUUUCGGCGACAGUGGGGGCCCCCUCAUUCACAAAAAUCAAAUUAUCGGCAUCAGUUCGUACGUGAAGGGUGGAUGUGCCUCCCCAAACGCUGAUUUUUUCACUCGCGUUUUCACAUAUCUCCCAUGGAUUAAUAAUGUCUUGGCCAGUUAUGUAUUAUUUUUUGUACUUUCAUUUCUGUUCCUUCUGUUGAGACAGAAAAUAAAUAUUGUGAAUACGUCGACUAUUCGCAGUUAUUUCGGUCAUAAUGCGAUGACUUCACAUCAUUCGUCACCGAGUUUAUAUACUUUUCUGAGGAAAAUACUUGUGAGAUCGUGUCAAAUCCAUUCAAUGGUGAGGAAAAUGACAUUUUAUUUGCACAACUUUUAUAAAUCAGGACCAGAGUUUGAGACUGCGGAAGACGAGAAGAUCUCUCGAUCGAGAAUGGAAACCAGAAAAAUACAAUCGAUGAUGUUGUACUUGGCUGUCAGCAUUUUGGGUGGACAUGGGAAACCUCCAUCCAGAAUCAUCAAAGGACAAGAUAGCUCGCUUGGAGAGUGCCCGUACCAAGUGCAGCUGCGAAAGGACGACCAACAUUGGUGUGGUGGAAGCAUCCUCGACGCCACUCACAUCAUCACUGCUGCGCACUGCUUAUCUAAUACUCACACAGUGACUCGAGCUGAGGAACUCCAGGUUCUCGCAGGUGUCGUUGAUUCCCGUGAUCCCAAGGAUGACGAUCUUUACGAUGUCUCCGAAAUUAUUAUUCAUCAGGAUUGGAAUCCCAAACUAUCUCGGAAUGUCGCCCAUUUUGGUGACAUUGCUGUUCUCAAGUUGGCGAGACCCAUUCGUUUCAACCCUUAUCGACGCCCGAUUAGGUUACCAAGUCGUAAUCCACCUGUUGGCACACCCGUCAUCGCCAGUGGGUGGGGAGCAACGCAUCACGAUGUUGAGAACUACAGUGGUCCAAGCUGGUUACAAAAAUUGACCAUGAAAAUUGUCAGCCUGGAGGACUGCAAAAAAGCUCAUCCUCAGCAAAUCGAUGAUGGACAUAUCUGCGCAUUAGGUCCCCCGGGGUCAGCAGUCUGUUUUGGUGAUAGCGGUGGUCCUUUAGUUCACAAGAACGAGCUGAUAGGGGUUGUUUCCUGGGGCGCCGGGCAAUUGAAUUGCGCUUAUAUUUCUCCGGACGAUAAUGAAUUAAUUUAUAUAAUUCACGACGAAUCUUUAGUGACAUCUGAAUCGCAGUCGAUGGGUGUUGGCAGCACUUUAGGACAAGAACCUUGUGGCCCUUGUGACAGUGACACUAAAUUAAUUGACUUAUCUAGGAAUUUUAAGUACUCAUUGUAUUUUAAUGACAGGCGCGAGAACUUCCUAUUUGCACAUACAACAUGUGCCCAUCUGUCACCCACCCUCACCUGUCAUCCAUUAUUUCCGAAGUGUCAAUUGAUAAAUUCCAAAGAUAAACAAAACAACUGUUUCGCGAUCACUUGCGCAGUGCACCAGAUGACCAAUUGUCAUCUUCUCGGAAGUGACAAUGUCCUACAGGCUGAAGUGUCAUUUGAUAGAAUGUACGGAUGCAAGAUGGAGGCAUCAUUAUCAUUGAUCCUGAAGACUGUCAGUCGUAUUGGAGAUGAUGAUGGAAUUCAGGAGAAUUCAGUUGGUAACGCUGUCAUUGGCUACGUGUCUUUCCGGUGCCAUCCUGAGAGUAUCCAGCAAGAGGUUUGUCCUGCUACUAGGACACUGACAAAGAUCAAUCGUAGCAAUUUUAUGUACAUUGGAUUUGCAAAACCUGCGAGCAAAAUUGUUGAUGGACAUGAUGCCUUCGUGGCUGAGUUCCCGCAUCAGGUGUCCCUUCAAUUAGGAGGACAACAUUUCUGCGGAGGGAGUAUCAUCGAUGCUACGCACGUUUUGACUGCAGCACAUUGUGUUCUCGCUGAUGAUGGCACAGUAAUCCGAGGAAUAGAAGUUGUCACGGGUGUCCUUGAUUAUCACAACCGCAAUGCUAACAACGUUUUCACUGUUUCCCGAGCCAUUCCCCACCCAAAGUAUGCACCGAAGGACACCUGGAGGAACGACAUCGCGGUCCUGAAGCUGACGAAGCGGAUUAUCUUCAACGCUAACCAAAAACCAAUCAGGUUACCAACCCGGGACACACCCGGUGGUGCUCGUGUCAUGACUAGUGGCUGGGGAGCAGACAUCUACCUCGGGGAUAAGAGCCAGUCGGUGCGAUAUCUCCAAAAACUUGCGAUGGAGGUGAUCAGCCUCCAGCAGUGCCGGAGAGUCUUAGGAUCUGGUAUUCAGUCGGGACAGAUUUGUGCUGUUGGUAGUAGAGGAACUGGUAUCUGUGUUGGUGACAGCGGUGGUCCAUUGACCUAUAACAACGCAGUCAUCGGAGUUGCUUCCUUCGUCAUACCUUGUGCAAAAGGAUACCCAGAUGUCUACACACGUGUUUACAGAUACGUCCCCUGGAUCAACCAAGUCAGACGAACCAGCUAACAAUAUUGAUCCUGAAAUUAACAAGUGCCUUAUCCUCCUGAUUAUGAGUUAAUUAAUAUAGUCAUUUGCCUGAAGUCAAUGCUAAUAA